AUGCCUGACGCAGUUCGACAAGAUGCAGCGGAGAAAAAAUCAGGUACCAACAGGGUUCAAGCCUACGCCAAACUAGAAUUUGAGAAGUUUUCUUUCUUUGUUCAGACUCUGCAAGUUACAAUGGGUCGGAAAGCCAGUAAUUCUAGUGAUUGUGAUGUUCAUCUGGGAGACACCAAAGCUAUAUCUCGUCAGCAUGCUAAAAUUGUAUACAGCUUCCCAAAUCAAAGGUUUGAAUUUUCCGUCAUUGGAAAAAACGGAGCUUUUGUUGAUGGGGAAUUCGUCGAACGCGGAUCUACCGUCGCACUGCAUAGUGGAACUCGCGUUCAAAUUGGACAGAUCUCUUUCUCUUUUCUUCUUCCGGAAGGAAUGCAAAAACAGACGGCGAGAAAGCAUGAUGUUGAUACCGCUGAUCCCCAGAAGAUGAGCACGACUAUAACUCCUGUGAUUGAACAAAAACCACCUAUUGAAGAACUUCAAAGCUCUUUUUACACAUCCGUAAAAAAGGAAUCUGAGCUCAACACUACUCAAUUAUCUCCUCCUCCUCCUCUUAUGACCGCCGAGUCUGCAUCAGCAAAUAUAUUUGAGCAUCCUGAUGCGAUUACUCCUCAUCCUUUAGAAUCCUUUCCCUACUCUUCCGAAUACAAACCACAAACUGUAUCUCCUCAAUCUAUUCAGCGUCAGGCAUCGAGCGAUUUCUCGUCAGCCCCAUCUGCUAACCCUGAAACCUUACGAAAUCUUUCUGAGACUCCUCCAAAUAAUGCCAUUCCCCCAAAACAGACUUCUGUUGAUCAAGAGUCGAAUCAUCCUUCGGCAUCAAUCCCUUUGCAUCCGGGUUUAGAAUCAAAUCCACCACCAAAUUUCGGUGAUAUUUAUCAAAAGCCUAAUCUUUCUUAUGCAAAUUUGAUUGCACGUACCCUUAUAUCCAAUUCUAAUAAGAAGAUGACAUUGGGCGAUAUUUGCGAAUGGAUUUCCCAUACGUGGCCGUAUUAUCAAUAUCAACCACCAGCUUGGCACAACUCGAUUCGGCAUAACUUAUCUUUGAACAAAGCAUUUAUACGAAUACCGAGGAGACAAAACGAGUCUGGAAAAGGGUCAUUUUGGAUAUUGGAUCCCUCCUAUAUUGACCAGUUUGAAGGAAAUAUGUUUCGGAAAACAAAGAAACCCACACCUACUGCUACGGGUACUACAUCUUUCGACCAUGAGAACAUUGAUCCCCUUCAAAGUAAUAUGUCGGUAGGCGGUAAAAUCAGUUCUUCAAUGACUUCUGACACUUCACAACGGACACCUGCUGCAAAUGGCGGUGGAGCAGCAGCACCUAAAGAAGAAAAACCAUCAUUAUUACAGUCUGGCAUCCAGCCCAUCAUUAUGCAGUCUGGCAAAUUAGCGUUGAAUCCUGAAUUUUUCCGCAACUCAAAUGGUGAACAACAAGCACCAAACGAGCAAGCGGUACAUGCGAUUUCGCUUUUACAAGACCACAUUAACCGACAAUUAGGACCGGCUGCCGUGAACAACCCAGCGCAGGCCACUGCGAUUGCAAAUGCGUUAGCCGUUGCCCUAGCCAAAAAGUUACAAAAGCAACCGGUACCAACCCCAACUGUUCAACAACAAGAUACGACUCAGCAAACUAAAAGAAGAAAAGCCUCUAUUUCGUCUGUGAAUCAAAAUGUCAACUCGACAGCAUCUUCCUCGUCCAUUCAACCAAAUGCUCCUUUUUUCCAUAUGCCCACACCGCCACCUUCUACCAUGACAUCUGUUCCCCCUCCGUAUGUACGACCGCCUGUCCAUUCUCAACCCAAAGAUUCUCCAUAUGGCCGAACUAUAGAAGAUCCGUUACCCCCUGGAGCAGUUGCUGCAUCCUCCGCGACUUCCAAGCCGAACACUUCCUUGUCAGGCUCCUCAGGGCAAACAAGUACUGUACCAAAUACCUCCGUUUUGACGUCAGAUCGGCCUCUGUACGUAGCAUCUCAUGAAGCUAACGGAGAAAAGCGACCAAGUUUUGCGAUGCCAUCAUAUGCUGCAUAUUCACCUAGCAGUGGGAUACAAGGCAAUUCCCUUCAUACGACGCCAAGUCUACAUUCAGAGCAUGGAGGAGAAAGCAAAGAAGGAAGACAAGAAAAUCACCAGGACCCAAUGCAAUCAACAGGGGACGUUCUUCGUGGAGUGAAACGACAAUUUGAUGAAGCUCCGUCUUCGUAUACCUGA
Schizosaccharomyces osmophilus is the source of this 2202-nucleotide messenger RNA. It is a transcript of the gene fhl1, whose product is annotated as DNA-binding forkhead transcription factor Fhl1. The transcript has a single exon. Gene Ontology annotation, molecular function: RNA polymerase II cis-regulatory region sequence-specific DNA binding; DNA-binding transcription factor activity, RNA polymerase II-specific; protein binding. The record is from RefSeq and is a predicted model, not a curated record. Bases 1 to 2202 code for a protein of 733 amino acids. NCBI's taxonomy places the organism in Eukaryota, Fungi, Ascomycota, Schizosaccharomycetes, Schizosaccharomycetales, Schizosaccharomycetaceae. Gene Ontology annotation, biological process: regulation of transcription by RNA polymerase II.